Ctenopharyngodon idella (grass carp) is the source of this 1810-nucleotide messenger RNA. RefSeq names its product ecto-ADP-ribosyltransferase 5-like. NCBI's taxonomy places the organism in Eukaryota, Metazoa, Chordata, Actinopteri, Cypriniformes, Xenocyprididae. The transcript is spliced from 3 exons. Bases 193 to 1380 code for a protein of 395 amino acids. Gene Ontology annotation, molecular function: NAD+-protein-arginine ADP-ribosyltransferase activity; NAD+ poly-ADP-ribosyltransferase activity. The record is from RefSeq and is a predicted model, not a curated record.
UAACGCACACACUUUUAUGCAAUAUUAGGGAAAAAAGCAAACUUCCUCAUCUUUUGGUUUAAAAACUGCUGUUGUCAUCAGGCUGGAUGAAAUUCUUUUCUCGUCAUUGCUCCUGAAGAACCUAACAAAAAGACAACCACGUAAAGACAAUUAGGCAUCUGUUCUUCAUCUGAGGGGUUUGACUGAAUCAAGAUGCUGCUGAUCAUUGAAGCUCUUCUUCUCAUUUUAUCUGCUCCAGGACAGGAUCACAGAGCUGCUGUUGAAGGAAAGAUAUAUCCACUGGAUAUGGCACCGAAUUCUGUCGAUGAUCAAUAUGACGGUUGUACAGAGAAAAUGGCACACCUGGUGAAGACUAAAUAUCCUGAGAAGGAAAUCAAUAACUCAACUGAAUUUAAAAAGGCUUGGCAAGAAGGUGAAAUGAAUGCCACAGCACCAGAGGGCAACUUGACAAGGAAUAAUUCAAUCGCUAUUUAUGUGUACACUAACUUCGAUUCUAGUGUAUAUAGCAGUUUUAAUAAGGCUGUUCAUUAUGGUAAACAAAACUACACAGAACAGACAUUUAAAUGGUAUUCACUUCACUUUUUGUUAACAGAUGCGAUACAGAUAUUGACUGAAGCACAAGAGAAAUGCAAGCUUACUUAUCGUGGUACAACAGUUGAAUUUUUUAAGAAUAUGACUGGUGAAGUGGUUCGUUUCGGCUCUUUUACAUCCUCCUCGCUCGAUCGUACAGUAGCAAAAAGUUUUGGAACUAAAUCUUGUUUUGAAAUCAAAACUUGCAGUGGUGCUAAUGUGAUCAAAUAUUCUAAGUACCCUGAACAGAAAGAGGUGCUGAUUCCUCCAUAUGAGAAGUUUAAAGUCACUGCCGUCCGGACAAGACAAUAUCAGAAAGAUCUCUGGUGUGAGACUGUGUACGAGUUGGAAAGCUCUGGAACAAGAAGUGACUUGAACUGUUCAGUGGCAUUCAAUAAUUCAAUCAGGUUCACCAAAUAUACAUCAACAUUUAAUAUGUGUGCAUUUUGCAGAUGUUUUUGCCGAAAGAUAAGGGCCAGUCGUAGCUAUUUUAAAAUAAAUAGGUUUGAAGCAUUUACUGACGUAGGCAGAUUAUGUGGUUGCCUAGAAGAAAACUGGCUGGAAGAACACAGACUCAAUCAAGCUGAUAGAAACGUUUACAUAGAGGACCAUCUGCUCAAUCCCACUGUCAGAGAAAUGUACAUAGAGAACCAACAGCUCAGGAGAUGCAAAUUCAGUCACACCCAUAUUCACACAGGACGAGAAAUUAGUCAGAAACCGCGCUGCUAUCAGUUCUUGUAUUCUGUAGGAACUGACCGCAUUACCUUGGCAUUACUAAAGCCUUGCUGUAGAGUUUCAGUAAUACUUUAAAAUUUAUGUUGAAUGCUUUAAAUUUACAUUCUUAUAUGAUUUACUUCAUUUCCAGGUGAAUAAUUGACUUUUUAAUUCUUAUUUUUAAGGAAUCAAUUACUUAUUCAACAACACAAUUUCUUAUGAUUUUCUUGAAUAGUACAAAAAAUGAAUGUUCUAAGGAUCUAUCACUCAUUUAGCACAUAUUCAUUUACUUUACUUAUACAUUUUUACAUUACCAUUUCAUUUUAUGUUGGGUGCUGUACUGUCUUCAGAAGUAAGUUCCAUCUCAAGCUCUUGAUAUCACAGGUCAGUGUUGUGAAGCUGUUAUUUUCCAUCGGCUUUGCUAUUAAUAGCACUUGAUGAAUUUGUGCUGGUCAGAUGAAGUUAGACUGAGCACUGAGAAAGAUGCAACUAACAUUAAUAAACUCAGCUUAUUGUUUUACCAUCA